CCUUCAACACCCCGUUCGAGGAAUAUCACCGUCGCAUGGCUCCAUGUGGGACGGCAAGAUUAUGCCUGGCAGGACAGAAUCCUGCAGCCUUGGGCGAGCUGAUGAUCACCAACUAGGGCCUGCAGCUGAGCAUCUUCUCCAGCAAUGGGUAGCGCGCCACUCCAGGCUUCGACAUGACACUGACUGCGCAUUUCGCCGGUGCCUGAAUCAUUCAAUGUUUUUCAGGCAUACACAUUCAUGACCUCGACGUCUUUCCCGCGCCAACCUACACGUCCAUGAUACCCCGGUGCAUUUUGGUAGGAUUCAGCCCCGCGGUCUGACCCACGCGACAUCUACGCGAUCUACCAGAGCCAUCAACACAAGCACCGCGUUCAACGCCACGAAGAACGACAAUGAGCCAUACGUUUCCGAACCGAGGGAGUAGUAUCCCGUACACAUUCAACCCCGGAAGCAAUGCGACUGUCGACAUAACCAGCGUGCCCGAAAUAGGUGGCCCUACGAAGGACAGGUUGGUCGUCGGCGUUGACUUUGGAACCACCUACAGCGGUGUGGCUGCUGUAUAUAGUGCAACCCCUGACGACAUCGACAUCAUCAAGACAUGGCCCGGAGGGAACGGCAUCACUUCCGACAAAGUACCCACAGAAAUUGGUUACAGCGAAUCACCCCCCGCCAACGGCUCGACCUCCUCGCUCGAUGCGUCCGCGAAACCCGCGCAAAACAUAAAAUGGGGCUUUCAAUUCAAGCCAGAGGAGACGCGUCUCCGGUGUAUAAAGCUAUUUCUCGAUAGGAACCAGAAACUGCCGCAUUUUGUAUCACCGCUCGAAACUGCUGCGCAAUUACGCAAGUUUGAGAAGACGGUUAUGGAAGCAGUUUCCGACUACCUAUCGCAGAUAUACAAGCAUACGAUGGAAACAUUGACACGGAGAUACGGGGAGACGUUUAUCAGUUUGACCAAGGUUGAAUUCGUCUUGACAGUACCUGCUGUUUGGUCGGACUCAGCCAAAGAUGCGACGCUCAAGGCUGCGGAGAAAGCUGGCAUGGGCAACAGGCAUGAGCUGAAGCUCAUAUCGGAGCCCGAGGCCGCAGCGGUUUAUACCCUCAAGGCGAUACAACCAAACCAUCUCAAGAUCGGAGACAAUUUCAUUGUUUGUGAUGCUGGAGGUGGCACUGUCGACUUGAUAGCCUACAAGAUUACCCAACUCCAUCCUCUGCGUGUCGAAGAAUCGGCAGUCGGUACUGGCGGCCUCUGCGGCUCGACAUUUAUCAACUACCGAUUCGAAGACCACAUCAAGCAGCGCAUUGGCACCGAACGUUACAAUUGGAUGCGCGAAAAGAAGGUCAAGACUUGGAAUAUGGGCUUGAAGUACUUUGAGGAAUUUGUGAAGCGCAACUUCAACGAGGAGGAACACAAUGAGGUCAACAUACCUUUUCCGGGGCUGCCGGACGAUGAGGAAGCAGGAUUAGACUCUGGGUUCCUUGUCAUGAGCGCAGAGCAGGUCAAAGAAUUAUUCGAUCCAGUAGUCCAAGAGGUCAUUGAUCUAGUAGAAGGUCAGGUUCACAGUAUAAGAGCGAAAGGAGGUUUGGUGUGUGGCAUUGUCUUGGUUGGAGGCUUCGGACAGAGCAAUUACCUCUACGGUCGAAUGAAGUCUCACUUCAACAGCGCGCCCCCGCCUCCGUACACAGAAAGACCCACGCACGCUGUCGCAUUGAACGCCUCGCAGGCCGUCGAGAUAUACCACCCCAUACACGCAUGGACGGCGGUAGUACGAGGCGCAGUACUGCGCGGGUUGGAAGGCAAUAUGGUCAUUAGCAGAAGAAGUCGAUGGCAUUACGGAACCAGCUACGCGACAGUAUUCGACGAGGCAAAGCACCCCAUUUCCGAUCGAUAUUGGAGUCCGCUUUGGGAGCGAUGGAUGGUGUCCGAUCGCAUGCAGUGGCACAUCGCAAAGGGCGCACAAGUGUCGGAAAACCGACCCAUAUCCUUCCACUACACGCGCAACUUUCGCCCUGGCCAAUCUCUCAUCGUAGAAGACGACCUCAUAGCCUGCGACUCUGACACGGCUCCUGACUCCUUCAAGAAGGGUCUCAUCAACGUUUGUACACUUACUACCGACCUGAACACGGUGCCAAAGAGCUUGUUCACGCGGUUGACGACGACAAAGGGGGUGGAGUUUGAUAAUCUAGAUUUCACACUGGAUAUGCGGUGUGAGAGUGCGGGAUUGGUGUUUGAAUUGAAGGUUGAUGGAGUGAGAUAUGGAGGGGUCAGUGCGAAAUUCCAUUAAGGGGGGAAUACGAUAAAAGAAAGAGAUAGGGUGAGGGUAUGUAUGCAGAAUAGACGUCAAUAGCAAUAGAAAUGAACAUGAGCUAUCCGAU
Messenger RNA from Alternaria alternata, 2373 nucleotides. RefSeq names its product actin-like ATPase domain-containing protein. Bases 393 to 2282 code for a protein of 629 amino acids. The record is from RefSeq and is a predicted model, not a curated record. The transcript has 4 exons. Lineage: Eukaryota; Fungi; Ascomycota; Dothideomycetes; Pleosporales; Pleosporaceae. Gene Ontology annotation, molecular function: ATP-dependent protein folding chaperone; ATP binding.